Messenger RNA from Puntigrus tetrazona (Sumatra barb), 2043 nucleotides. RefSeq names its product mucin-5AC. The transcript is spliced from 2 exons. The record is from RefSeq and is a predicted model, not a curated record. The coding region runs from base 292 to 2043 and encodes 583 amino acids. NCBI's taxonomy places the organism in Eukaryota, Metazoa, Chordata, Actinopteri, Cypriniformes, Cyprinidae.
CAAACUAAAACUACAGCUUCAUCAACCACAUCUCCAACAACAAGCAAUCCAACAACAUCCGCAGCUGUAACGUCUGAAUCCACUACUCUUACUACAAUACCUUCAACUUCAGAGAGUACACCAGCACAAACUACAACUACAGCUUCAUCAACCACUUCUCCAACAACAAGCAAUCCAACAACAUCCGCAGCUGUAACGUCUGAAUCCACGACUCUUACUACAAUACCUUCAACUUCAGAGAGCACACCAGCACAAACUAAAACUACAGCUUCAUCAACUGCAUCUCAAACAAUGAGUAAUCCAAUAACAUCAGCAGCUGCAACUUCUAAAACCAUGACUCUUACUACAAUACCUUCAACUUCAGAGAGUACACCAGCACAAACUACAACUACAGCUUCAUCAACCACAUCUCCAACAACAAGCAAUCCAACAACAUCCGCAGCUGUAAUAUCUGAAGCCACGACUCUUACUACAAUACCUUCAACUUCAGAGAGUACACCAGCACAAACCACAACUACAGUUUUAUCAACCACAUCUCCAACAACGAGCAAUCCAACAAAAUCCACAGCUGUAACAUCUGAAUCCACUACUCUUACUACAAUACCUACAAGUACAGAGAGUACACCAGCACAAACUACAAUUACAGCUUCAUCAACCACAUCUCCAACAACAAGCAAUCCAACAACAUCCACAGCUGUAACAUCUGAAUCCACUACUCUUAUUACAAAAUCUUCAACUUCAGAGAGUACACCAGCACAAACUACAAUUACAGCUUCAUCAACCACAUCUCCAACAACAAGCAAUCCAACAACAUCCACAGCUGUAACAUCUGAAUCCACUACUCUUACUACAAUACCUUCAACUUCAGAGAGUACACCAGCACAAACUACAAUUAUAGCUUCAUCAACCACAUCUCCAACAACAAGCAAUUCAAUAACAUCAGCAGCUGCAACUUCUAAAACCAUGACUCUUACUACAAUACCUUCAACUUCAGAGAGUACACCAGCACAAACUACAACUAAAGCUUCAUCAACCACAUCUCCAACAACAAGCAAUCCAACAACAUCCGCAGCUGUAACAUCUGAAGCCACAACUUUUACUACAAUACCUUCAACUUCACAGAGUACACCAGCACAAACCACAACUACAGCUUCAUCAACUGCAUUUCAAACAAUGAGUAAUCCAACAACAUCAGCAGCUGCAACUUCUAAAACCAUGACUCUUACUACACUACUUUCAACUUCAGAGAGUACACCAGCACAAACUACAAUUACAGCUUCAUCAUCGACAUCUCCAAUAACGAGCAAUCCAACAACAUCCACAGCUGUAACAUCUGAAGCCACAACUCUUACUACAAUACCUACAAGUUCAGAGAGUACACCAGCACAAACCACAAUUACAGCUUCAUCAAGCACAUCUCCAACAACGAGCAAUCCAACAACAUCCACAGCUGUAACAUCUAAAGCCACAACUCUUACUACAAUACUUUCAUCUUCACAGAGUUCACCAGCACAAACUACAACUACAGCUUCAUCAACUGCAUCUCAAACAACGAGUAAUCCAACAACAUCAGUAGCUGCAACUUCUGAUCCUACUACUCUUUCUGCAACAACAAUGCUUACAACUUCAGAGAGUACACCAGUACAAACUACAACUACAGCUUCAUCAACCACAUCUCCAACAACAAGCAAUCCAACAGCAUCCGCAGCUGUAACAUCUGAAGUCACAACUCUUACUACAAUACAUUCAACUUCAGAGAGUACACCAGCACAAACCACAACUACACCUUCAUCAACCAUAUCUCCAACAACGAGCAAACAAACAACUUCCGCAGCUGUAACAUCUGAAGCCACGACUCUUACUACAAUACCUUCAACUUCAGAGAGUACACCAGCACAAACCACAACUACAGCUUCAUCAACCACAUCUCCAACAACAAGCAAACAAACAACAUGGUACAACAGCAAGAGCCACAACUACAGCUUCAUCAACUGCUUCUACAACACUGAGAAAUCCAACAACAUCAGCAGCUGUAACUUCUGA